Molecule: messenger RNA, 2622 nt
Organism: Cygnus olor (mute swan)
Lineage: Eukaryota; Metazoa; Chordata; Aves; Anseriformes; Anatidae
Exons: 14
Coding region: 24-2555 (843 amino acids)
Cellular component (GO): cytoplasm
Source: RefSeq, a predicted model, not a curated record
ACCCUCACCCCUCAUCACUCUCAAUGGAGCAGAGACCCUCAAGCCGCCCCAGGGUGGCCUGGGAAGAGGAUGAGAGCUCCCAGGAGAGCAGCUCUCUAUUGGAGCCCAUCGAGGUGUGCGAGGUGGAGCUGCUGCAGCCUGAUGCUAGCUGGCUACCUGUGUAUGAAGAGGAAGAGGAAGCUGUGGACUUCAUCGAGGCCUACGUCAGAAACCCGGAAAGGGUAAGAGCAGCCCUUUCCAUGGCGGCUGCGCCUGCAUGUCCUGGCCGUGCCGCGGCUCUGCUGCCAGGCUGCUGGAGGGCUGCUGGCAGGGCAGAGCUGCUGCCCUCCAGGCAUCCCGCACAGCUCCGCACCCCGCAAUGCUGCGGUCCUGCUGGCUGUGGCUCCCCCCCUCACGCUCCCUCUUGGAAUCUCUGUGGCUGCCAGGAUGAGGUGCAGAAGAUGAAGUUCCUGAGGAACAUCGUCACCGUGUGCACAACCGCCCAAGAGAAGGGCUUGUUAGAGGGCCUUGACAUCUUCUGCCGCGGAAAUAAGCUGGCAGAGAACGUCCAGGUGCUGCUGGACGAGGAGCCCAAGGACAAGCUGUGCACAGCGGUGCGGCAGCAAGCCAUGCUUGCUGUCUCUGCCUUGAGCAUAGUGAAGAUGGCGGUGGAGGAUGAAAUGAUGUUUCUGUUACUUGCAUCCUUCAAGAGCAUCUUCUUCCUUCCUCCGAAAGAGGAACUGGACAUUCACCUCUACAGUAUGACCCUGAAAAGUAUGGACAACAUGCUGCAGAUGUUGCUGAUCAGCCCUCCUGCCUCCAGCUUCGAGGAGAAUUUGCAUAAGAUCUUGCAGGUGCUGCUAUGCUUUGCGAGCUCUCAGAACAAACUUGUAAAGGAGAGAGCCAUGGAAAGGAUCUGGAGGCUGUUUGGUUUCAUUUCUAGCUGUUCUGAUCAGGAGCCAUUUGGAAAAUACCUCCAGCCUCCUCAGAGGACAGCCAUCGUCCUCAGGACACUUGAGACCAUAAGAGACUGCUGCAUCGAUAAGAAGAAGCAGUGGGCCAAGUUCAUGCUGGAAGUGGCCGUGAGAGACUCUGCCUCUUGGCUGAUGGAAGUAAGCAGCCCGUGGCUGGAUUGCCCUGCCCUUGAGCCCUUUCAAGCCUUGCUCACAUCCUGCCUCGCAUACCCAGCAGCAAUUUCAGUGGCAGCUGGGCAACUGGCUGCAGUCCAGUGGCAGCUACAUUCUCUUCUGUGUCCCCUCCAGGUGCAAAAGAUUCUGAGGUUCCUCCAUGAAAACCUAAAAAAGAGCAACAGCACAUCUUUACUCCGGCAGAGCUUCUUCUUAGUACUGAGGGCACUGACUAACCAGUUUCCCAGGGAAGCUCUCAUAAAUGUGCUGACCAGCCUUCCGUCACUUGACAGGUACCAGCCCCAACAGUUCCCUAAGCACGGGGUGGGUCAGGGCCAGGGCUGCAGGAUAGCCUGGGACCUGCGGGGCUUGUCUGGGUCGCAGCUCUGUGGGCAGGGCAGCCCUGCCAACAGAGUGUUCUGGGCUUGCAGCACUACGCUGGACAUCUGGAAGGCGAUGCUUUCCCUUCCAAUGACUUCAGGGAAGAUCUUGCACGAGCUACAGAACGUUCUCCAGGACAAACGGGUGUGCUGGUCUUUGCAAGUCCAGACAGAGCACACCAGCCUUCUUAACUUGGCUAUGAUGCGUCCAACUGAACAUGUACUAGCGGAUUUAUGUGACCCAGAAAAGCUCCUGCUGCUUCUGAGUCUUCACAACCUGCCGAUUCUCUGGCUGGUGCUCAGAGCCCUCGUCAUGUUGUCGGAGAGAUCUGAGAUGGUGAGGGAAGUGCAGGUCCUGCUGCCAGAAGUCAUGGAGACUCUGCAGUAUGACAACACGCACAUCACUGUGAAGGCCCUGACUAUCUUCAAAAAUGUGAUCGGUCAUCUGGAGAAGAAGGAGGCCAGCCCCAUCGCUCUGGCACUGGCUGAGAGACUCCUGCCUCUUUUUAACAACCAGGUGUCCAGUGAGGUGCGAGAGCGCUCCAUGCUCCUCUUCAAAGACUUGAUGGAGUCUGUGGUGUGGUGGAAAAAAGGAGCAAUGAAGACGACCGUGCGCAGGGCCCUUAUUCCACUGUUUUUCCGGAUGAGUGACGAGACUGGGAGCGUGGCCAAGGCCUCUGCAGUAGUCCUACUUGCCUGUGCAAAGUUCCUGAAGUGGAAACAGCUUGAGCAGCUGACUCAGACCGAGGACAUCUGGAGGAUUGGGGAGUACUUGCUCAAGCAGAAGAGCAGCAGGGUGGAAGGAUGCCUGCCAUACCUGGAGGACGCUCAGGCCAACUUGCGACAGAAGGCUGUCAAAUUCAUUGCGUUUGCUGCAUUGCAUUCCGGGGACCUAGACAAAGAGAAGCUGCGGAUGAUCAUCACCUACCUCCAAAUGCAUUUGGAAUAUGACACCCAUCCAUCGAUCCGUCACCUGGCAGCUGGGACCAUAGAGAUCCUGCAACGUCAAGUACAGCAGCAACCCGCAUCAAGAUGGGCUAGGUUGGCAGCACUGCGCUGCUGGCCCUGAACAGCCAGGGAGCCACAGAGCUUCCCUGGGGAAGAUCUCUCUGAAUAAAACUGGAACUACAAGACCA